AUGGCUUCAAUGUUACCACAGAUGCGGACGAAAAUCCCCCAAUUAGCAGCCUGCUGUUCGCGCACCUGCUCCCGACCACUUUCAACGUCGAUCCGUCUCCUGAGACAAGGCCCCGGCACCGGCGAGAACUUCCAGCAAGCCAACGAUCCUCACCCACGGAAGCUCACCCCAAAUGUUUCCAAAACGAACGAGACACUACCCAUCGACGCCAUGGGCGCCAGGGACGAGCCCUACCAAGAGUUGGUCCCGGCAGCAGAGAAGCAAAGAACACUACAAGCACCGAACAGAGAAAAGCCAUGGUCACGGAACCAGAUGCCCCGGGACCUGGCAAUGUCAGGCCCGCGAUUCGAACAGACAAUCAUCGAGGCACAGCCCGCCCCAUAUGCUGCGAUCGAGCUCAUUCACAAACAGCCCGUACGAUGGGUAGCCGACAAACGUGUGGCUUGCGAUGGUGGUGGUGGGCCCCUGGGUCAUCCUAGAAUAUUUAUCAACGUGGACAAGCCACAAAUCAAUUGGUGCACGUAUUGUGGUCUGCCAUAUGCCAAAACGGAACAUAAGAAGUACCUCGAAUCAUUACCUUCGACCUCAUACCCACUGCAGCCAACAGGGGACCCUGCCGAGGUCGUCAUGCCUCAGACACCUACUCAGAAAGGCGAGGUACAAGGCCAGUACGGUCAGAUGAGGGCUGAACAUAUGGCGCAGUCUGUGGGUGAUACUGCUUUCGAGCAGAGAUGA
Exophiala viscosa is the source of this 735-nucleotide messenger RNA. Its product is annotated as NADH dehydrogenase Fe-S protein 6. The record is from RefSeq and is a predicted model, not a curated record. The coding region runs from base 1 to 735 and encodes 244 amino acids. Gene Ontology annotation, biological process: mitochondrial electron transport, NADH to ubiquinone. NCBI's taxonomy places the organism in Eukaryota, Fungi, Ascomycota, Eurotiomycetes, Chaetothyriales, Herpotrichiellaceae. The transcript is spliced from 3 exons.